Messenger RNA from Eucalyptus grandis, 1859 nucleotides. RefSeq names its product metal tolerance protein C2. The coding region runs from base 306 to 1484 and encodes 392 amino acids. NCBI's taxonomy places the organism in Eukaryota, Viridiplantae, Streptophyta, Magnoliopsida, Myrtales, Myrtaceae. The record is from RefSeq and is a predicted model, not a curated record. Gene Ontology annotation, biological process: zinc ion transport; intracellular zinc ion homeostasis; transmembrane transport. Gene Ontology annotation, molecular function: zinc ion transmembrane transporter activity. The transcript is spliced from 10 exons. Gene Ontology annotation, cellular component: membrane; Golgi apparatus.
AGAAACGAGAACAAAACGAGGGAAAACAGCGAGCGAGCAGAGCAGAGCAGGGCCCGGCGUUUACUUGACUCGAAAGUCUUCCUCGCCGUCGUCAACCCGCCGCCCUCCCGCCGAGCGUGACUCCCGCUCGCCGACCGCUCCGGCCAUCGCUCCGUGCUCGGCGACUCGUAGGGAUCCUCGCGCCUCCGCUUUCAUCAUCAUCAGCCGCCGAUGAAAUCCGAAAAUCUUUGAAAAAGUCGGAGAUUCGGGAUCCAUUUGGUUUCGCCGCCGAGAAACUCACCCGCGGCCGCUUCCUUACGUCGGACAUGGAGGGAGACAGGCGCCCGGGCCAGCGGGACGGCGAGUUCGGAUUGGGCGCGAGCGAUCGCCGGCUCGCCUACUCCCGCCAGCCCUCGUUCCGCCAGCCCUGGGAGCCCCACACCCCGAUCUCCGUCCGCCGCGACGAUCCGGCGGGGCCCCCCCUGCUCUCGCGGAGCGCGUUGAGCGUCGAUAUCCCCGCGGGGUUCCGCUCGUUGGCCGGGGAGGGCGAGGGCGAGGUCGGAGGAGAUGGGGGGAAGGGGUCGAGCAGGCAGACGGGCCCGUUGCUUUCGGUGGUGUCCUUCUUCGGCGCCGCGAGGUCCGGGAAUAGGUACAUGAAGAGGCUGUUCUGGUUGAUUUCGCUGAACGUGGCGUAUUCGACGGCCGAAUUGGCUAUCGGCCUCUUCACGGGCCGCAUAGGUUUGGUUUCCGAUGCAUUUCAUCUGACGUUUGGCUGUGGACUCUUGACCUUUUCGUUGUUUGCAAUGGCCGCAUCUCGGAAGAAGCCUGACCGAUACUACACUUACGGGUACAAGAGGCUAGAAGUUUUGUCUGCAUUUACUAAUGCCCUCUUUCUUUUGUUCAUGUCAUUUUCCCUUGCUGUGGAAGCCCUUCAUGCCUUCAUCCAAGACGAAUCUGAGCACAAGCACUACUUGAUAGUUUCAGCUGUUACCAACUUAUCAGUGAAUCUUAUUGGCGUUUGGUUUUUCAGGAACUAUGCUCGUAUUAAUAUAGUGUAUAGAAAAGCUGAAGACAUGAAUUACCACUCAGUUUGCCUGCACGUUCUUGCAGAUUCCAUUCGCAGUGCAGGUUUGAUACUUGCAUCCUGGCUAUUGUCCAUUGGGGUUCAGAAUGCAGAGGUUUUGUGUUUGGGACUAGUUUCAGUGGCAGUCUUUAUGCUUGUUAUGCCACUCUUUAAAGCAAGUGGGGGUAUAUUGCUCCAAAUGGCUCCACCUAGUAUGCCAACUACAGCAUUGAGCAAAUGCUGCAGACAGAUUACAGCUCGAGAAGAUGUAAAAGAGAUAUCUCAGGCUCGGUUGUGGGAAUUAGUUCCUGGCCAUGUGAUUGGCUCACUUUCGGUACAGGUGAAGGAUGGCAUGAGUGACCAAUCAUUAAUCCAGUUUGUCCAUGGUUUAUAUCAUGAUUUGGGUAUCCAAGACUUGACAGUGCAAGUUGAUGAUGUCUGAGCUGAUCUUUUUGUUGCUUUAUUCAACAGUUAGUAUUUGAGACUGCAUUACAUAGAUCUGCUUUACAUGGAUCUGCAUUACAUGAUCUGCUUUUGAGCUUGUCAUCAAUGACGGCUGGAUAGUUGUACUGUUACAGUGGUAUCUAAUUCUUUACCGUUAAGAGUGGCCCUUCCAGUCAUCCGAGUCAAGUCUUUAAUGCCUGAUCCUUUUGUAAUGAAGUUACUGGAGGGAGAAUUACGAGAAACUUGAUCUACUUGUGUUCUCUUGAUGCAACCGAUCAUUUGCGUAAGAUGCAAAUGUUUUCCUUGAUGAGGUUGUGAAUCCCUGGUCUGAUGUUUUUGACACGGGCUGCAAUAAAUUGAUAUACUUUGAGAA